AUGUUUUCAACGUUAAAACAAAUAACAAAUACCAAGCGCCAGAAACUCAAUUCACGCAAGGAUGAUCUUGCAGCGUUCCGUCGACGUAUCCAGGAUCAAAAGGUGGCGUCAUCUGCGGAUCCCAACCUCGUCUUGACUCUCAUCGAGGAGAUGGAGGCGUGGGGGUACAAGUUCCCUGACAACAAUGAAAUUCGGACGUGGAAAGCUUUUCUUCGGCAAUCUGAGUUCGAUCACAACAUCGAUGCGGCAAAGGUCCUCACUUGGGGGGCUUCUCUCUCUAAAAAGCUGCAAGUUCUCGAAAAUCGGUACAAACUUAGCGACGUGUACUGCUCUCUUGUUCUGCAAUGGGUCCUUGAAUCUUCGUCCACUUCGAACAAAGAGACAGCAGAGCAGAGCACGAGAAAGGAGAUGCUCGAGCAGCGCGACAUUUGGGACUCCUACGCGUUUCGGCAGAAAGACGUCGACACGGAUAAGAUCAUGGCGUACCUUGAAACACUUUUUGCACCAGCGUCCGGCGGGACUUCGCUCGACAAGAAGCCGCUCGACAGAGUUCGGGAGUCUCUCUCCAACAGUACGGCAGAUAUGGUUACUAUCAACAUGUCCUCCAUUAGAGAUGCCAUCGACUGUCUAUUGAAGGAAGAUCUUUUUGACGGCGAGAAGCGGAAAAGUCUGGAAUCCUUUCGUGAGAACAGUAUCAUCCUUAAUGAACUUGCUGAUGUGAUACGCUCUGACACGCUCAAAAUCGAAGAUUGGACUUGGAUCGAUCCUCCUGUUGCUCUGCACAUUCGUCGCCAUAUUAACGGCAAGUAUCGUGUGUACAUGGACGAAGACAUUAUUCAAGCUAUCUUUCUUCAUCUUGUAGGAAUGGCAUGGUCUAAAAAAGUACGAGGUCUAUUCGCAGAGCUUUUCUUGAUGCGCUCUGUUUGGAAGAGAUCAGGUUCUGCCACAACCUUGACUAAGAAGGAUAUCAUUCGCCGCAAGAAGUUUUUGGGCUCGUCUCAUGAGAACAAUUCCUUGCACUCAAGCAUGUACCGCCAUCGUGAAAACCUGUAUACCAACAACUAUUUCUUGGCUCAGCUUCCUACCGAUCAGCAUUACGCUGCAUACGAUGAAGACGUGGGCAAAGUCAACAAUGAUAGCAAAGGGGCGGGUGCUAUUAAGCACAAGACACUUCGCUUGAUCACCACAGAGCUCCUGAUUCAACGCGAAUUGCAUGGCGAGUGCACGUACUUCCAAACUGAUUUUAAAUGGUUUGGGCCGUCUAUACCUCAUGCCACGCUCCUCACUGUGAUGCGAUUCUUCCAUAUCCCAUCACCCUGGCUGAAGUUUUUCGAGACGUUUUUGCAGCCUACUGUGAUUUUUGCCAUGGAUGGUGAGCACGCGGCGCCUCGUCGCCGCGUAUGUGGAAUUCCCAUGAGCCAUGUGCUGAGCACCUUUAUGGGAGAACUGCUCCUCUUUGUUCUGGACUUUGCCGUGAAUCAGUCCACCAACGGGCGGAACCUGUAUCGUUUCUUUGAUGACAUCCAUUUCUUUGGUGGCCAGGCUGAUUGUGUUGCGGCCUGGACCACAAUUCAGGAAUAUACACAAGUGAUGGGCCUAGAACUCAACCGUGAGAAAAGUGCUUCCAUUACCUGUGCUAUGCCCGGACAUACAGUCGAGCCAUCGGCCAUAUUGCCCGACGGCGUUGUUCGCUGGGGCUUUUUACAGCUGACAUCUCGAGGCCAAUGGGAGGUUAACAAGGAGGCAUUGUCGGAUAAUAUUCAGGAAAUGACACAUCAGCUGCAGGCGUGCCAAAAUGUCUUCACGUUUGUGCACGCCUACAACACCUAUAUCCGCUUUAUCGCCCACAAUCUCGGCCACAUAGGCUGGGCUCUAGGUCAAGAUCAUGCAAAACUGGUCAUGUCUUCGAUAUCCCACGUACAAUCAGCAGUAUCCUCUCAACUAUCCCGCGGAAAGCAUACCGACAUUGUCUCUUAUCUCCGGGACUGGAUUUGUGAAGCGCUGCAGCUGCGUGAUACAGAUUUCCAUCUCCCAACCGAGUUUUUCUACUUCCCUACUAGCAUGGGCGGCCUCAACAUCCACAACCCGCUCGCAAAAUUCCUCGGGAGUGUCGAUGAGCUCUGGCCUGAUGUUCCCAAGCGUAUCACUGAUACGAUCCAACGAGAACGUGAUACCUAUGAAACUCUCAAGAAGAAAUUUGAUUCGGGCGAAACGCACGACAAUGAGCUGGACGUGGACGAGCCGUUUAUGAGCUACGAAGAGUAUGCCAAAGCCUUCGAAGAGCGGAGUGAACAUCUAGGCUCGCUGUAUGACGACAUGCUAAGCAGCUUUGAGCAUACUCCGCUGCCUCUUUCAAUGCAUGCUGAAGAAAUGGAGACACAGUAUAGCGAGAUCCAUCACCAUCAGCGGCACUCCAAGGCCGAAAACUGGACGCUCGAAAUGUACGGCGCAGACGCCUUUGAGCACUUUGGCGACCUUGAUAUCUGUGAUACCAACUUUUUGCCGCUCGGCCUCGUGGAUCUCCUUCUCAAGGAACGAAUGAGAUGGAAAAAUUAUUUGUUUUUCCUGCAUGGGCGUAAUGGCUGCUGUGUCACGUUUGGUUUUGCCCUCGCUGGCUGGGUCACCCAUAGCUUCUUACAGGCGGACAAUGCAGGCUCGUGGCAAUGGCGUAUUCCUGUCAUUAUCCUGAGUUUGCUGUCGACUCCUGUCGCUGCAUCUGUGUUCAUGUUCCCCGAAUUCUCGAUGGCUCGUGAUGAAGAACCAUAUCAGUACCAACUUUACGCGCAGAAGAACGGGGCCGGUAUUAUUUCCGCCUACUCGUCGCAGAUGAUCAUCAAGAUCCGUCUCACGAAGGACAUUGCUCCCAUUCUCGCUGGUGUGGUGCUGAUCUUCAAGUUCCUUGAGAUUUGUGCCACGCCAUUGAUAGGCCCUGGUCGUCCAGUAGGUGGCUACGCUGCAACGGUGUUUGUGUAUAUUUUCUCCUUCGAAUCUUUGGCGUCCAUUGGCCAGAACUUUUUGUACACGCAAGAAAUUGUGAACACCAGCUACCGUGCGCAGGCAUCCAGUACGGCGCUCAUCUUGUUCUGGGCAACGCAGCUGUGUGUGACGCUGGUGACGCCCAUUGGUCUCGAGCGUCUCGACCGGCAGUUCUACUUUGUUUGGUUCGCUCUUUGCUUGAUCAACAUCCCGCUAGUGUGGUUCUUCUACCCAGAGGCGAAGAACCUCUCUAUGGAAGAGAGAGAGAGAGAGCGUAUUUAG
Molecule: messenger RNA, 3258 nt
Organism: Malassezia pachydermatis
Lineage: Eukaryota; Fungi; Basidiomycota; Malasseziomycetes; Malasseziales; Malasseziaceae
Product: reverse transcriptase
Exons: 3
Coding region: 1-3258 (1085 amino acids)
Biological process (GO): transmembrane transport
Cellular component (GO): membrane
Molecular function (GO): transmembrane transporter activity
Source: RefSeq, a predicted model, not a curated record